This is a messenger RNA of Morchella sextelata, 282 nucleotides long. RefSeq lists its product as uncharacterized. The record is from RefSeq and is a predicted model, not a curated record. The coding region runs from base 1 to 282 and encodes 93 amino acids. Lineage: Eukaryota; Fungi; Ascomycota; Pezizomycetes; Pezizales; Morchellaceae. The transcript has a single exon.
AUGCCGCAGACAACGGGCCUAAGUACCAGCGGGCUACUUCUUAUGAACAUGUUCCAUCGCGACGUAGCAAUCACCGCUCCUGGCGGCGCCAACGGCGAGCCGGGAGACGCAACUGACGAAAUCCCCCAAUUUAGACAGUCGUCUCAUAUCCACGGUCCUUGUGAACGUAUACGUAUACUACCAAACGGGGCCGUGUAUUACCGAACGGCCAAUAAGCAAGAACUGCCCAAAUUGGCCAACUCCCAUUACUACAUCUCGAGGGUGGUACCCGGGACACUAUGA